Molecule: messenger RNA, 1365 nt
Organism: Ochotona curzoniae (black-lipped pika)
Lineage: Eukaryota; Metazoa; Chordata; Mammalia; Lagomorpha; Ochotonidae
Exons: 3
Coding region: 1-519 (172 amino acids)
Source: RefSeq, a predicted model, not a curated record
AUGUCCCCGGGAGCGUUGGCCGGGGCCCCAGGGACGCAGCUUUCUGCUGACGCGUCCUGGCAGAUAGCAGACGGUGGCUUCCGAGCGUGGGCCGCGCGGCCGGGCCGGGAGCUAGCGGCGGCUCGCGCCAGAGAACAUUCUCCGAGCGUGAGGCGCGGACUCGGCUGCCCCGCGGCCCGCCCGCCGGCCUGGCCGGCCUCGCCGCCGCCUGCCUGGCUCCCUGAGCGCGCCGAGCGCGGGCCAGCGGCCGGGGCGGAAGGCCCAGGGCGACGCGGAGAGGGCGGGCGGGCAUUGCGGAGCGCCGGUCUCUAUAUGGCGGCGGCUCUGUCGGGCCUGGCUGUCCGGCUGUCGCGCUCGGCCGCCGCCCGCUCCUAUGGGGUCUUCUGCAAGGGGCUGACCCGCACGCUGCUCAUCUUUUUCGACCUGGCCUGGCGGCUGCGCAUCAACUUCCCUUACCUCUACAUCGUGGCUUCCAUGAUGCUCAACGUGCGCUUGCAGGUCCACAUUGAGAUCCACUGAAGGGCCUCCCCUGACUGACCGCGGCCGGACUGUGCACAUGCACCUCGGAGCACCCAGCAUGAAGGCCCCGAGAGGGAUGCUAGGCACCUACCGAGCUGGCACUGUGGCAGAAAGAGGAGACCGCUGGGACAGACUGCUGCAGGGCCUGGACAGAACCCAGAAGCCGACCCGCAGGGACGGGACGUCCCGGAGCCAGGCCUCGGGGUUGGAGAUGGAGCAGGCCCCGAGCCUCGCCGACCUCUUGUUCCUCCGUGGGCCGGCAGGAAGAGCCGCCGUCCGCGCAGCUGCAGGAGCGCCGGUGGCCGCCGAGACCGUGUGCGCCGGCGAGGCUCUGGAGUGGGGCUGGCCAGCAGGCUGCCCGGGGGGAUGCUGCCCGGAGGAACCCCGGGGGCCCACGCUGCCAGGCGUCUUAGAGACUGGACCGCGGUGCGCUGUGGCCUGGCUGAGUGCAGGGAGCACCUCACACGGCGGGCGGGCAGCCCGAGGGCGCCCAAGCCCCGCGCCAUUGGAGUUGGCACGUCCGGCCCACUGCCACAGUAGUUAAGGCGCGAGCAGACAAUAAACAGUAGCGAGAUUAAUUUUACAGCCGUUUUAGGAUGAUUUCUUUCGCUUUAAGUCUGGGUGCCACAGCCUGACCUCUGGUCAGCCCCCUGCCUCGAUUGGUUCGACCAGUCACAGAGAGCCCCCUCGCGUGGGUGCAUGUGGGGGUGGCACCCGGGCAUUCUCAGCGGUGAGAUCUCCACGGUCGCCUCGAGAGGCUGGCACGGGUCACCCUGCGGAAGUGGACGUCUGUCAGAGCCACCCCCGGACUCGCGGGAAAGCAUGGCUGAGCGCAGGCUGAGCGGC